GGUAGACCCGCGUUGCUCCUGUAAUAGCAAGGCAUAGCUAAGCCACUAGUCAGACUGUUGGGUGAUAUUCAAAGUGGCCGCACACCUUACACAUACACUGUCGUACGAACCUGUUCUAAAUGAAUCGGUAUGUUAGGUGAAGAGUAUUCAAGUUACUUGGCAAUAUUAAAAAGGUGUAAAACAUUGAAUAUAUUUUUUCGAUGCCGCUGUGGACUGCAAUAGUACUUCUCUGGAUAAGUUUGGCAUCCUCGAAAGACUCCGACGAAUGGUUUGUGGUCGACAUCAAUGACUGGGAGUUAGACGAAAAGUCAGAUUUUUUGGUUGAUGAGAACUUCCUAAGAAUCCCACCCAAAGAAUCUGUCAAGUCGAAGUCUUCCCAGCAUACAGUUCCGGCAGCCCAGAAGACCAAAACUGUGCCAGUGAAAACAGACACUCCCAAACAUGACGAUGCACUACACGGCACCAAGACAGCUGCGUCGAAAAACAAGUUAGCAUCGAACGAUAUACAGAAGGAGUUGGCGUCAGAAGAUCUGUUACUGCACAACAACGUGGGCCAUGUACCGCCGCGACAACCACCACAACGUCAUGCAGACAAGCAGAGCGACGUCGUGGCCAACCAACACAAGAAGGUGGACAGUAGUUCUUCAAACAACCAGCAAAACGUCCUUCCACCGGCGACUAGCGAUAUAGAAUGCGACCAGGAGAACGAUGUCGACUGUUUGUUCAGAUCGGAGGAGUUGAUACCCAUACAGACUAAAUCUAGUGCCAAAACUGCCAAAUCUGUACCAGUGACCACAAAUAGGGAUGCCAAAUUGUCACAAGCUGUCAAAAGUAGAACGAAUGAAGUGCCAAAAAGUGAAAAAGCAAAAAUUAAAAGCCAACCAACGACCAGAGUGAGGGUGACGUCAAAUAUAGGAGGAAAAGAAUCUGACAGUAAGAAAAGCAAACAUUCUCCAUUCGUUCGACGUUUACUGCAAUAUAUUAAUGACUUUCGACCGGAGCCCGAAUUGCCCGUUACGGAAAUUACCGAAAGUGAAAACGAACACCCGAAAAGCUCCGAAGGUAACGACGAGAAGAGCGUAGACUUCAUAGCGAGAGUUAUCGACCCUAGUGUGAUCGUUGAAGACGUUGACGAUGUUGAUGAUACGAGUUACGUACUCCAAGAAGGCGACGAGUUUGCUGAUGAAGAUGACGUAAGCCGAGUUAGGCGAGCUGCCAAUGACGAUGACUUGGAAUCUUCAGGUGGCGGACCCGAUGUUUCACCGAACAUCACAAUACCGACAAUACCAGAUCCGACGUUUACUGUGAAACUGAAUGUGACCCUCGAGACACAGUACACAAACGGCACAUCUCCACCGGAAAACUUCACAAAGACAUACCAAAAGUUAUUUGAGGAAAAACUAAACAGAAUUUUCGAGCAGUUUCCUGGUUUUGUGAAAGUCGACGUUAAGAAAGUCCUUUUAGACGAGAAUGGACGCAUCAAGGCCCAGUAUGAGCUACUACUGAAGCUGGGCGCCAAAGAGAAGAAGAAAGAGAGGUUACAGCUGCUGCUGCCGACGAUGUUGAAAGUGAACAACAUCACCGUCAAGGGUGACCCCGUGUACAAACCAAGCACACGUGACAUACUCAACAAAACAGUGGAAAAAGUCUUCAACGACACUUGUCACGCAAAAGAUGCUUGCCCAGACGGCUACUACAACUGUGAAACAAUCGGCAAUUUCAGUCGGUGCACCCACAGGUGUUACAGCACAAACCAAGAAAAGCUAUGUCAAAAUGGCGCCAAGUGUAAGCUGAGCGAUUCCUUCGAGCCGAUCUGUAGCUGCAAAAGGAGUUUCACGGGCAGGUUCUGUGAGAAGGCGAAGACGUCGUCGGACACGGGGUUGACGACGCCAGAGAUCAUCGGUGUGUCGACGGGUGCCAUCAUCGUGUUGGCGGCGCUCAUCAGCUGUUGUCUCUUCCUGCUAUGCUGUCGUCGCAAGAGCGACAAGAAUAUGGACUACACGUAUUUCGGAGACGAGAAUCAACCCCUGGAAGGAUACAGUGACCAGUCGUCCGCUUUGGGAAUCAGACCCGUGUAUAUCGACAGACCGCACAUCUCGACUGCUCCUCUGGAUAUAUUCAGCUUCAGCAGGUCACAUGACUCCUCUGAAGAUGUUUAGUCAUCAUCCAGAUACUCUCUCUCUCUCUCUCUCUCCUAAAGGAUUCUACACGCCGACUGCGUCUUCGUUACCAUGGAGACGCCACGCAGUACAGAUGUGACGUAACGUAAGAUUAUGUCGCCUGUCUUCUACAUGAUGCCAUCCUUGUUCAACGAGACCACGUGUAUUUCCGCCAAUGAAAACAUUUAAUGUGUCCACGUGAUGUACUUUAAUCCUCAAUCAAUCGCUAAUAUAUAUAUGAAGGAUCCACGGGAAAAAACGAUCAAAGUAACAUUUCUCAGUUUUGAAAACAAUUGAUUUUAAAGGUAGAUGCAACAUGAAUAUGUUUAAAUUCAUUGCACUUUAAGAAAACAGUUUACUUUAUAUUUUCAGGAUGUUAUAGAUGUUAUACAUCAUCUAAUGUGUUUGUUUAUUUUAUUUGUUUUAAGUAUUUUAUUUUAAAUUUGGUGGAGUGAACAUUGAUAAUACUUAUUUCUUUAAAGUUACUAUAUGUUGUUUCAACAAUGUAGACUAUAAACAUUAAUUUUGUUCUAGUAGAACAACAACAAUUUGACCUUUUUCACAAAUAAACAAUAAAACAAUACUGUCGAUAGAUUAAGAUAAUGAAACAAAAUCUCCGUUUCACAAACAUGUGAAUUUCAUUGUUUUUACCUUGGACUCUUCAUAUAUGUUUUCGAAACAAAACUCUAAUAUGCACUUUCAGUGGUUAAAAGGUUCUGUUGUUUGAUAACACGUUACGAUGGCAGGACAGACAGAAGAAUGCCUUAAAACCGUUUGUGUAAACAACAACACGUAGUUUCGUGAGCUAUUGCAUAGCUCGUUCUUUGUUCCGUUAUCGUGGUUAGGUCCUCUAUAGUACCCAUACGCUAUGCACAGGCUAGGCAUGCUUUAACGUUAAGUACUAGAAUAUACAUUUAAAAAUAUCAAGUGAAAUAUCAUAUUACAUCUAACAAAUUGGAAAAUAAGUUAUAGUUGAUAAAGAUAUGGAAAUGUUGAAAACUAUAAAAAGCUCUGUUAUCGUGGUUAGGUCCUCUAUAGUACCCAUACGCUAUGCACAGGCUAGGCAUGCUUUAACAUUAAGUAUAUACAUUUAAAAACACCGGCUACCAGGUCUUCCACAAAAAGUGGAAGCCCAAUAAAUCGUGUUUAACUAUGUGAGCUAUUGGUUCGAAACCAAAUGUAAUAGGUUUGGUAUUCUUAAAAAAGUAUCAUAUUAUAUGUAAACCAAAAUUUAAAAUCUGUUGAAAAAAUAAAAUAAAGCAAAUAGCCAGAGUUAAACUUGAAUAUACGUUUCAAUUCUAUGCAUGCUUUGUUCACUAUAUUUGGUUAGUUCUUUAUUGCAGUGGAUGGUUUUUUUUAGUGUUUUAGAUUAUUUUAUUUUAUCAUUAUUUUAAAAGGGUAGGGUGGGAUGCUUUGCGGAAUGUAUUUUUUGUUCAGUGUAUAAGUCGUUAGUAGGGUUUAUUACUGUUGAUAUUGAUAGUUUACACACGCCUGUAGUUAUAUAUUUAUAUUAUUUAUUGCAACCUUUUUAAGGUGUUUUUAUUUUCAUUUAAGAAAUCUAAUAAUUGUGUAAUGUAAUUCAGUCAACGAGACAUUUGUUUCGAAUUUUCAAAAAAUGGUUACUUGAUUAGCUAUCUUGCUAAAACGGGUCCAAUGAGAAUAAAAUGUAUACUGUUUUGCCUAAAAGAUACAGUGAUAAUACAUAACAGAAUAGUUUAAACUAUUCAUAAAAUAUUAAUAUAAAAAAACAAUAAUCCUUAAAUGUUAACGCAUUUGAGAUUAACUUUAAAUUUAGUAAUAAAAUAUUUAUACAUCAUUGUUUGCUCCAACUAAAACCCAUUCUAGUAGAAACUGUAUUACAAUGCUAUUCAAACCCUUUUGACACAUUCAUCAACCAAAUGGAAUUGUUUUCUUUUCUUUGCUUGCUUAGUUUGUUUAUUUGGGGUUUUGUUUGUUUGUAUUUGUUUUGUUUUGUUUGUUUGUUUGUUUGAGUUUUGUGUGUGUGCGUGCGUGUGCGUGUGCGUGUUGUUUAUUUGGUAUUUUUAUAUACAUAUUUUUGUAUUUAUUAUUUUUAUAAAGAAAACUGGUAUUCGUAAUCGUAUGGAAAAUGUUUCUGCCCAAAAUGUCUGGCACAUGUCAUGGGUUUACACCAAGACGCCGUCUUGCACUUCUGUAAACACCAGAGAUGUAAUUUUCAGUCGAAAAUACCAUACAAUUCGCUUUUUGGACCAUGCACCUUUAACGCAGAUAUUACUAUUUUUUAGAAACACGUAGCCAACAUUUGGCUGGUAUAUCUUUCUGCUCCUCUUUUUAGUAUACUAUACUAUGUAAUAAUUGUCAAUCACUUACUAGGGCACUUGCUCAGGACAGCUUUAUCGAUACAUGUACAGAUGGUUGCUCAAAUCAUAUAUCAUUAUAUUUUAGCAUAAUUUAUUCACUGCACAUCAAACGUGUUGCUAUUUUGUGUAUGAUAGAUGUUAAUUUAUAGGAUCUCUAUGUCUCAGUUAAAUGCUGUUUGUAAUGGUUUAUUUUUGUAUAUGCUAAUCACGCAUGGUGGUGAAUAUAGAUAAAAUUUAAAAAGCACAUGCAUUAGUCAUAUAUGUAAUUGUGGGAUAUAGCUGAAAUUUUACGGUAUUAAACUUUCCGCACCAUACCAUGUUUCUCGUUCAAUUCUAGUUCAGAUACUCCACCAAACUAAUUCCGGGCCAAUAGACUUUUAGGUAAUUCUUUGCUUAUGUCAUUUGUUAUUUUAGAAAGUGUUUAUCACAGAAUACUUGUAAAUAUUCUUCAGUACAGUUUGACACGUACACAAAAAUCAUUAAUGUGAUAGAUUGUUCGUGCAUUUAAGAAAACUAUCGAAAUUCUCUUUGGGUUACAACUCGUUACAUGUUGGUCCGUAGCGGUUCUUGUCAUAUUAUUUGCUCAAAAUGGUUUAAAUCAACACAUUGAAUUAGCAUUCCAAAAUGCCGACACCGUGCAAAGGAAUAACCUGUAUAUAUAAUUUGUUUUACCAUAUUUAAACAAAAACAUAAUGCUUCAAAAUAUCUACUGGCCCCAUAUUGAUUUGGUUUUAGUACAUAUAGUCAAUAUAAUUCUGUCGUAGACAAUUGUCGUCUUCGAAUUUCUCUGUGCCAAUUGUUAUUUUGUAUAUAUGCAAAUAUAUUUCAUGUGUAAAUAGUACAUUAUUAUUAUUUUUGAUACCUGGUGCUGGCGCCAAGGGACCUAGCAAUAUUCCGUGUUAUGUGACGUCAUAAUAUGUAUUACAAUUAAUUGUCUAUUGACGUCAUAAUAUGUAUGCAAUUAGUUGUCUAAGGAAUGUAAUUUUGUGAAUGUAAUCAAUAAAACGUCUUUCCGUUGUUAAUAAAUAUGAAAUGUAUUACUGAAA
Messenger RNA from Gigantopelta aegis, 5544 nucleotides. RefSeq lists its product as uncharacterized. The record is from RefSeq and is a predicted model, not a curated record. NCBI's taxonomy places the organism in Eukaryota, Metazoa, Mollusca, Gastropoda, Neomphalida, Peltospiridae. The transcript is spliced from 13 exons. Bases 201 to 2159 code for a protein of 652 amino acids.